AUGGUUGAAAUAAAUGUUCAAGGAAAGAAUGCGUUAAUAACUGGUGGUACUAGGGGUCUAGGAUUACAUAUUGCUGAGAGUUUUGUUCUCAAUGGUGCUUCUACAGUUAUAAUUACAUCUAGAAAAAAAGAUGCUUGUGAAAGUGCUAAACAGGAACUUGAAAAGAUUGCUUCAGAUAGUCAAAAAGAGGUCAAAAUCAUUGCAAUUCCUUGUGAUAUUUCGGUAGAAGAGAACGUAAAGGAAUUUUUCAGUCAAGUUUCAAAACAAAUUGAUAGAUUAGAUAUAUUGAUUGCAAAUGCAGGAGCUACAUAUGGAGCACCUUUGAAGGAUCACCCAGUAUCAGCAGUGAAAAAGGUUAUACACUUAAACAUCACAGGUGUUUUCCAUACGAUUCAAUUAUUUACACCGUUAUUGGAAGCCUCGGGUGCAAAAUCUGACCCAUCAAGAAUUAUAAUUGUUUCGUCGGUAGCGUCGUUCAUAGCUACAGACUUUGGUGGAACAUAUGGCUAUUUAGCUUCUAAAGCAGGAGUUGCCCACUUAGGUAAGAAUUUGGCAUUGCAAUUAGCACCACGCAAUGUGACUGUGAAUACAAUCGCACCUGGUUUCUUCCCAACUAAAAUGACAAAGGGUUUAAUGUCAGCAAAGAACACUGAAAUGAUCGAAGGAAAUCCUCUUAAGAGGCUUGGAACUAAAUCUGAUAUUCAAAACUCGGUACUAUGGUUAUGCUCAAAGCAGUCGAAUUAUAUUAAUGGUAUUGUAUUGCCAAUCGAUGGAGGCUUACACUUAGUGGGUACUUCGAAUUUAGCUCACUUAUAA
Messenger RNA from Debaryomyces fabryi, 816 nucleotides. Its product is annotated as SDR family NAD(P)-dependent oxidoreductase. NCBI's taxonomy places the organism in Eukaryota, Fungi, Ascomycota, Pichiomycetes, Serinales, Debaryomycetaceae. The transcript has a single exon. The coding region runs from base 1 to 816 and encodes 271 amino acids. The record is from RefSeq and is a predicted model, not a curated record.